UAAUUUCCUUUUUCUUUAACCAGCAGAGGUUGGAAAAAGUCAGAAAAAGAACAUGAAUCAGUGCCAGUCUCCUGUUAAAAACGAAGUCAGAAGCAGCCAAACCAUGGAACAAGACCACAGUUAUGGAAAGGGAGUAAGUGUUGUAAAUCUUAUAAAGAACAACCAGAGCAAACAAGUAGAAGAUGGAAGCAAUGAAAACCUACCCAUGUUUAAACUCAACCUGUCUGAAACAUGGAAGAACAGUGAUGGAUUCUGCAGACGAAGCACAUUUGGGAAAGAAAAAAAUAAAGAGAACAAGACCAUUAUGAUGAUGGGAGCCACAGGUGCAGGAAAAUCCACUCUAAUUAACAGCAUGAUCAACUACAUUCUGGGAGUGAAAUGGGAAGAUGACUUCCGGUUUGUGCUAAUAGAUGAAGGGAAGCAGAAAUCUCAGGCUGAAAGUCAGACUUCAGAGAUCACAGCAUAUCAAAUCAAUCACAUGGAUGGUUUCCGGGUUCCCUAUUCUCUGACUAUUGUGGACACACCAGGCUUCGGGGAUACUAGAGGAAUUACACAUGACCAGAAAAUCACAACGCAGAUUCAGGAGUUCUUCUCUAAUUCAGGAGGGAUCGACCGCAUCCAUGCUGUGUGUUUUGUAGUACAGGCUUCGCUUGCCCGUUUAACACACACACAGAAAUACGUCUUUGACUCCAUUCUUUCCAUAUUUGGGAAGGAUAUUGCUGAAAACAUCCUUGUGCUAGUCACCUUUGCAGAUGGGAAAAAACCUCCUGUUCUCGAGGCCAUAAAAGUGUCUGAGGUUCCCUGUUCUACCAAUGAGUCUGGAGAGCCACUUCACUUCAAGUUCAACAACUCUGCUCUGUUUGCCACCAAUAAUGAAUCUGCAGAGGAUGAGGGGUCUGACUGUGACAACUUUGACCAAAUGUUCUGGAAGCUGGGAUUUUCUAGCAUGAAGAAAUUCUUCACAUCCCUUAUAAUGAUGGAAACCAAGAGCUUGUCUCUGACACGGGAGGUCCUAAAAGAGCGUCAGCAUCUAGAAGUGUUGUUGGAAGGUCUCCAGCCUCAAAUAAAUGCUGGUCUGACAAAACUGAAUGAAAUCAAGAAGACAAGAGCUGCUCUGGACCAGCACAAGACUGAAAUGGAGGCAAACAAGAAUUUUGAAUAUGAAUUAGAAGUGAUUGUCCCAAAACAGAUUGAAAACAAAUCAAGCACCUUUUUGACCAACUGCCUAAAGUGUCACUUCACAUGUCAUGAUGCAUGCAAGUAUGGAAAUGACAGUGAUAAAGAGAAGUGUUCUUCAAUGACAGAUGGAAAGUGCCGGGUCUGUCCUGGAAAGUGUGCCUGGAACGUGCACUCUAAUCAGAAAUACAAAUGGGAUUAUGUCAAAGAAAAGAGAAAGGAAACCUAUCAGGAUUUAAAAAAGCGAUUUGAGGAUGCACAUGGACAGGUCAUGUCAACAAAAAUAAUCUUUAAAGAGCUUGAAAAGGAGCUCGAGGUUGUUCAGGAUAUUGUGGCAGUACUACUUGAAAAAUCUCAAGAGUCCUUGGAGCGUCUGCAGGAAAUUGCCCUGAAGCCCAAUCCUCUGUCCACUCCUGACUACAUUGAUCUGAUGAUAGAGUCUGAGAAACAAGAGGCCAAGUCUGGAUUUCAAGAUUGCAUUCAGUCUUUAAAGGCACAUUAUGUACACAUUUUUUUUUUUUUUUUAAUACCACUUUUACAUUUUCACGGUCUUGUCACGGCCUUGACGGUAUUUGGUCUUGGUCUCGGACCUCUCGGUCUUGUCAAGGUCUCGCUGUCUCAGACCGACAUAGUGGUCGGGGGAUUUAGCAAUACAAUACUACAAUAUCCACGAUGAUAUCCACAAUGGAUUGAAGUACGUGUCCACACGAGAAAACAUUGUAUCCGCGCCACUGAUCGCAGCGGAAACGAGCACUUUGAUCACUUGAUUAAACCCUCUGGGGACCUUUUUAACUACUCCAUAAUUUCUGGUCAUACAGAGUUAAGAAAUAUGAGAAAAUAAACUGUUAAAUGUCUACUUGUUUAUGUGCUCACCUACAAUCGAAAUAAAAUAUUGUGCUUUUGCAAAAUAAAGAAAAUAAACAGGGUGUGCGUUUUGCCUCUCUGUCUCCGUGAACUUUUUUCUAGAGCAUGUCUCUAAACUUAAACAAAACUCAGCGAAUACUAUUCACCCAGGCACGAGCAAUAUAUGUUUAUAAUCAUUUAAGUUUGUACUUUUUAAUGAUCUUAUUUAAAACUAAAAUAAAUAUUCACAAUUUAUGGCAUUUAUAUAAAAAGAGAGAGGUAUCAGCCGUACUAAUUAUCGUCCUCACAUCUCAUUAUUCUGGUAAUGUGACACGCCCAUGGAGAUCGUGCGCUAUUCAAAUGCAAAUAUCUGAAGCAACACAUUGAGAGUGUACACACUAUAUUCAGUCACAUUAAUGUACUGUUGCACAGGCUGUGAGGAAUAAUCCUGGGACAUUUACCUACCUCAGAACAAGUGCUAGUUUAUUUUCAUUUCGAGGAGGAGCAACAGAUCCAGCUGAGAAUUGUGUAAGUGUUCUAUUCUUGUGCUUUGUUCUUAUUGCGAUAUAGAAUAACGUCAGUG
This is a messenger RNA of Pimephales promelas (fathead minnow), 2602 nucleotides long. Lineage: Eukaryota; Metazoa; Chordata; Actinopteri; Cypriniformes; Leuciscidae. The record is from RefSeq and is a predicted model, not a curated record.